This is a messenger RNA of Carlito syrichta (Philippine tarsier), 1014 nucleotides long. RefSeq names its product integrin subunit beta 1 binding protein 1 (gene ITGB1BP1). The coding region runs from base 226 to 828 and encodes 200 amino acids. Gene Ontology annotation, cellular component: ruffle; cytoskeleton; cell periphery. Gene Ontology annotation, biological process: negative regulation of focal adhesion assembly; negative regulation of substrate adhesion-dependent cell spreading. The transcript has 7 exons. Gene Ontology annotation, molecular function: integrin binding. The record is from RefSeq and is a predicted model, not a curated record. NCBI's taxonomy places the organism in Eukaryota, Metazoa, Chordata, Mammalia, Primates, Tarsiidae.
GGAACCUGGGGCAGGCCGUCAGGAUCGCGCCUGCGCAGAGUCUCGGAGGCGGGACCCGGCGGACGAGGCAAGGAGGGCUGGAAAAGCUGGCGCUGGAAUUGGAAUUGGAGUAGCUGCCCAGGCGCGGGUGGCUGGGACUCUCCAACUCUGACCGAAGCGCAGGCAGCCCCACGGUUGGGGCCGCGGCCGCGAGGGGAUCAUCUCUGGAUAACGCUAUGGUGAAAAAUGUUUCGGAAAGGCAAAAAACGACACAGUAGUAGCAGUUCCCAAAGUAGCGAAAUCAGUACUAAGAGCAAGUCUGUAGAUUCUAGCCUUGGGGGUCUUUCACGAUCCAGCACUGUGGCCAGCCUUGACACAGAUUCCACCAAAAGUUCAGGACAAAGCAACCAUAAUUCAGAUACCUGUGCAGAAUUUCGAAUAAAAUAUGUUGGUGCCAUUGAGAAACUGAAACUCUCUGAGGGAAAAGUUCUUGAAGGGCCACUGGACCUGAUAAAUUACAUAGAUGUUGCCCAGCAAGAUGGAAAGUUACCUUUUGUUCCUCUGGAGGAAGAAUUUAUUAUGGGAGUUUCCAAGUAUGGUAUAAAAGUAUCAACAUCAGAUCAGUAUGAUGUUUUGCAUAGACAUGCUCUAUAUUUAAUUAUCCGGAUGGUGUGUUACGAUGAUGGUCUGGGGGCAGGAAAGAGCUUAUUGGCUCUGAAGACCACAGAUGCAAGUAAUGAAGAAUACAGCCUGUGGGUUUAUCAGUGCAACAGCCUGGAACAAGCACAGGCAAUAUGCAAGGUGUUAUCUACCGCUUUUGACUCUGUGUUAACAUCUGAGAAAACUUGAAUCUGCAAUCAAGUGGAAGUCAACUUUAACUCAAAGUUCAGCUAAAUAGUUCUGUUUUUGAUCUGCCAUGUUGAACUAUUGUAGAAAUAUGAAGUGAUCCCUUGCUCCAGAUUUUCUGAAGAAAAUGCAAUGUAUAAAAUGUUGAUCGUUUGUUUUUAUAUUAAAAUGUGUCGUAUUAUACAGUGA